AUGCCCAUACGGUUCACAGUGGUAGAUCUCAACUUCCCCUACAAUGCCAUCAUGGGGCUCCCACUCAUUAAUAAGAUCAAGGCAGCAAUCUUUCCCCAUCAACUCUUGCUGCAAUUCGAGACAGAUAAUGGACAAGUUGGCAUUCUCAAGGGAGACCAAGUGACGGCUCGCCAAUGCCUCGUCAACACCCUGAAGCGCGGGUCUUCCGAGACACCUGCAAAAAGAAAAAGGGAAGACAAUGUCCCAGUUGUCAUGAGCGUGUACAAGGAAAAUCUCAGCACGCAUGAAAGGCCUCGCCCCAUAGAACGAUACGAGGAAGUAGACAUGUUCGAGGGGAAACAAAUCAAAGUGGGGAAAGAUCUUCCUAGCACGGUCAAACAGGACAUAGUGGCCACCAUUGCUGAGUUCCGCGACUGGAGGAUGUGCGUCGACUUCACGGACCUGAAUAAGGCGUGCCCUAAAGACGAUUACCCACUUCCAAAGAUAGAUCAUCUGGUGGAUUCUACAGCAGGCCAUGCAUUAUUAAGCUUCAUGGAUGCCAAUGCCGGCUAUCAUCAGAUUCCGUUGGCAAUUGAAGACCAACCUCACACGGCCUUCAUUACCAAUGACAUGAUCACAAAAAGCAAACAAGCAAGUCAGCACGCCGCAGACUUACGAGAGACGUUCCUUACCCUUCGAAGGCACCAAAUGAAACUCAAUCCUGACAAGUGUGUGUUUGGAGUUACCGGAGGAAAGUGCCUCGGCUUCCUGGUAGACGAGCGAGGCAUUGAAGCAAAUCCUGAUAAGAUCCAGGCUAUACAGAACAUGAGAUCUCCCACCUCAGUAAAAGAAGUACAAAAGCUCACGGGGUGCGUGGCUGCUCUUGGAAGAUUCCUUUCCAAGUCCGCGGAUAAAUCAGAAGCAGAAGAGUCCUUCUGCCAACUUAAAGAGCACCUGUCCACCUUGCCAAAACUAGUUUCGCCCAUCAAAGGAGAGAAGAUAGUCCUAUAUGUCUCUGUCUCCGAAUAUUCGUUAUCCGGAGUACUGGUUGCGGAAAGGGAAAAGAAACAGUUUCCUAUAUAUUAUGUAAGUCAUGCAUUCCGUGGCUCGGAGGGAAACUACGGAGAAGUCGAAAAAGUCAUAUUCGCAAUCGUCAUGGCAACAAUCAAAGCCCAAGCUCUGGCUGACUUCAUUGCUGAAAGCACUCUCCCCUAUCAUCCUGAGCCCAAUCAGGAAUGGAAGUUGUAUGUAGAUGGGUCCUCAACACAAUCAGCAAGUGGGGCUGGACUCCUCAUUGUGUCUUCCGCCGGGGUCCGUAUGGAAAGGGCGGUCAGGUUCGAGUUCGCAGCAUCCAAGAACGAGGCCGAAUAUGAAGCAUUAUUGAUGGGACUGAGAAUUUGCUACGAAACGGGAGCCAAAAAAUUGUCCGCCUUCUCUGACUCCCAAUUGAUUGUUGGACAAGUGAACGGGGAAUUCGAAGCUAAAGAUGACAGCAUGAAAAUGUACCUGCAGCAAGUAAAGGAAUUUGUUCAAAAAUUCGACAAGUUCACGUUGGAGCACAUUCCAAGAUCCCAGAAUGCCCAGGCUGAUUCCCUGGCAAAGCUUGCCAGCUCAGCAGAAACAUCCGCGGCUCGAGACAUAAUCUGGGAAGUGCUUCCUAACCCCAGCAUCAACUUCAUGGUCGAUACCAUCGACAGAUCAGAAACAUGGAUGGAGCCAUACAUCGAAUAUUUGCGGAAUCAGACGCUUCCCCAAGAUGAAUGUCAGGCCAAAAUGCUCCGGAAGAAAGCCAGAUGGAAGGAAGCCAUCUAA
Messenger RNA from Amaranthus tricolor (Joseph's coat), 1791 nucleotides. RefSeq lists its product as uncharacterized. The transcript is spliced from 6 exons. Lineage: Eukaryota; Viridiplantae; Streptophyta; Magnoliopsida; Caryophyllales; Amaranthaceae. The record is from RefSeq and is a predicted model, not a curated record. Gene Ontology annotation, molecular function: RNA-DNA hybrid ribonuclease activity; nucleic acid binding. Bases 1 to 1791 code for a protein of 596 amino acids.